Molecule: messenger RNA, 3511 nt
Organism: Heteronotia binoei (common prickly gecko)
Lineage: Eukaryota; Metazoa; Chordata; Lepidosauria; Squamata; Gekkonidae
Gene: PRKCA
Product: protein kinase C alpha
Exons: 18
Coding region: 225-2273 (682 amino acids)
Biological process (GO): protein phosphorylation
Molecular function (GO): diacylglycerol-dependent serine/threonine kinase activity; zinc ion binding; ATP binding
Source: RefSeq, a predicted model, not a curated record
CGCUAGCUGGCUGAGAAGGCAGGGCUGGGAUCCUCCUCCCGCCUUCCUCGUGCGCGUGGCUCAGACGUCAGGAGGAGCCCGAGCGGGCGAGGAGGCAGCGCCCAUCCCCGCAGCUGGCAAAGUGUCGGCGGUUGCCGGACGGGACGAAGGAGGAAGCGUCCUGGGCUGGGCUGGGUAAAGCGGCAUAAAAGAAAGGUGGGAAGCCAAAAAAGGGCGCGCGCGCCAUGGCUGACGUCUUCCCAACCCCGGAGCCCGGCUCCGGUCCCGACGCGGCGCAGCGCUUCGCCCGCAAAGGGGCCCUCCGCCAGAAGAACGUGCACGAGGUGCGGGACCACAAAUUCAUCGCGCGCUUCUUCAAGCAGCCCACCUUUUGCAGCCACUGCACCGACUUCAUCUGGGGGUUUGGGAAACAAGGAUUUCAGUGCCAAGUUUGCUGCUUUGUGGUUCACAAGAGGUGCCAUGAAUUUGUUACCUUUUCAUGUCCUGGGGCAGACAAGGGGCCUGACACGGAUGACCCCAGAAGCAAGCACAAGUUCAAAAUCCACACAUAUGGAAGUCCAACAUUUUGUGACCAUUGUGGAUCAUUACUUUAUGGACUUAUACAUCAAGGGAUGAAAUGUGACACCUGUGAUAUGAAUGUUCACAAACAAUGUGUGAUAAAUGUCCCAAGUCUUUGUGGCAUGGAUCACACAGAAAAAAGAGGGAGAAUCUAUUUGAAGGCUGAAGUUUCUACUGACAAGCUAGAAGUUACAGUGCGAGAUGCAAAAAACCUAAUUCCGAUGGAUCCAAAUGGGCUUUCAGAUCCUUAUGUAAAGUUGAAACUUAUUCCAGAUCCUAAGAAUGAAAGUAAACAAAAAACAAAAACCAUUCGUUCCACUCUUAAUCCAAAUUGGAAUGAGACAUUUACAUUUAAAUUAAAACCUACAGACAAAGACAGAAGGUUAUCUGUUGAAGUCUGGGAUUGGGAUCGAACAACUAGGAAUGAUUUCAUGGGCUCUCUUUCUUUCGGAGUGUCAGAACUCAUGAAAAUGCCAGCGUGUGGAUGGUACAAACUGCUUAAUCAAGAAGAAGGCGAGUAUUACAACGUUCCAAUACCAGAAGCUGAUGAAGGUGGAAAUGCAGAACUGAGGCAGAAGUUUGAGGGUAAAAGAAAGGUCCAAGAUAAGAAAGCCAGACUUGGACCUUCUGCUAACAAAGUCAUAACUCCAAUAGAAGACCAGAUAUGUAGUAUACCCUCCAACAAUCUUGAUCGGGUUAAGCUGACAGAUUUCAACUUUCUCAUGGUACUUGGGAAAGGGAGCUUUGGGAAGGUAAUGCUGGCAGACCGAAAGGGUACAGAUGAACUGUAUGCAGUUAAAAUACUGAAAAAAGAUGUGGUGAUUCAGGAUGACGAUGUCGAGUGUACCAUGGUUGAAAAAAGAGUUCUAGCCUUGCCAGACAAGCCUCCUUUCCUAACACAGCUGCAUUCUUGCUUCCAUACUGUGGACCGCCUGUACUUUGUCAUGGAGUACGUGAAUGGUGGUGACCUCAUGUAUCAUAUUCAGCAAGUAGGGAAAUUUAAGGAGCCCCAAGCAGUAUUCUAUGCAGCAGAGAUCUCAGUGGGACUUUUCUUUCUCCAUAAAAAAGGAAUCAUUUAUCGGGAUCUGAAAUUAGAUAAUGUAAUGUUGGAUUCUGAAGGACACAUUAAGAUUGCAGAUUUUGGGAUGUGUAAGGAGCAUAUGAGUGAUGGCGUAACGACAAGGACCUUUUGUGGGACUCCAGAUUACAUUGCACCUGAGAUUAUUGCUUAUCAGCCAUAUGGAAAGUCAGUGGACUGGUGGGCCUACGGUGUAUUGUUAUAUGAGAUGCUUGCUGGUCAGCCCCCAUUUGAUGGUGAGGAUGAAGAUGAGCUCUUUCAGUCAAUAAUGGAACAUAAUGUUUCUUAUCCAAAAGCAAUGUCCAAAGAAGCUGUGUCCAUUUGUAAGGGGUUGAUGACUAAACACCCUGCCAAACGUCUUGGUUGUGGGUCAGAGGGGGAGAGAGAUAUCAGAGAACAUGCAUUCUUCAGAAGAAUUGACUGGGAGAAACUGGAGAACCGAGAAAUACAGCCUCCAUUCAAACCUAAAGUGUGUGGCAAGGGUGCCGAAAACUUUGACAAAUUCUUUACCAGAGGACAGCCAGUGUUAACACCACCUGAUCAGCUGGUUAUUUCUAAUAUAGACCAAACGGAUUUUGAAGGGUUCUCCUAUGUCAACCCACAGUUUGUUCAUCCCAUGUUGCAGAACAUAGUAUGAAAGUGAUAGACAUGGAAACCGCACAGUGAAAAAUUGUCCUUAACUCUGGAGUUUUUAGACCUUUGCCUUGUUGAUUCCAUUUGGGUCUGAAAAUUGUAGGAGUAGGAAGUAGGGGUAAGAAAUAAAUGAAGAUUUUGAGGUUUACAAGCAAAGAGUGUGUGGUCUUUAAAGAUCAUCACACAAGCACCCCAUUGUAUUCAUUUAGGAAUCACUGCUGCUUUUAGGUUACUUUUAUGAAACUAGUCUUUGUCAGUGCAUUUUUAUAACUUCUGUUGACCCUAUUUGUACCCUAUUUCUCAAUGACUCAAUGACUUUAUCUCCUUAUAAACUUGAUAACAAAUGUAAUGGUACCAUGUAAGUUUGAAGAAAAUAUUCUUUAAAAAAUUAAGCAGAUCAGAACUAUUUUGUGCACAGCCCUCUUGACCAGUUUUGUUUUUGGUCUGGCUAGUGUCACAAAUAAAUGAUUGAUUAAUAAUAAAAUAGGAUUGAUAUAAAAUUAUUGUAAAUGAAAGAACAUUGACAAGAACAGGUCAAAGUGAGAGAAAACUUGCCUUUUGAAACAAACAAAUGGACAAAUCUGAUCCACCAGAUCUUUUAAAAUCUGUCAAUCAAAGGAGAUGCAAAUAUCUGAAACAAAACCUCAGUUUGUAAUGGAAAAGUAGAUAUGUGGGAUUGAUGUUAACUACUACCUGUGAUUAACUGAAAACUGCCAAAUACUGAUAUAUGUGUUACUUUUAAUCUCCAUGAGAUUUUGUGAUUUCCAGCUACUAUUUUACUACUUAAUUUACUCACAUUUCUGAUUAAGACAGUUGUAACAUUACAUGAUAAAACAUUUUGACUUUAUCUCUGAAACAAAUCUGCAAGCACCCAACCCCUUCAAUUUAUACUUAUUUAUCAAGCAAGCCGCAUGAUAGGUUUUGAGUAAUGAAAGCACUUGCACAGUAAAUUCAUGGAAAUGUGGAGUUCAUCGUUACUCCAAGCCUUUUGCAGGUUAAUAAAUAUAUAUAUUCAGUGUUUAAACAUUGGUUUAGGAGCCCUGGAGUCAGACUAGAACAAAGGGAGAAUGGCAAUCAGUGGGAGAUGUUUUCCUUCAGUUGAACCAAUCCUGAUUGAAGAUGACAAAAACAUUUUUCCAUAAGCAUCAUGCAAUGAAUUCUGCAUGUUUAAUAAUAAGCAUUAAGUGGAUCUAUAUUAUGGAUAAUUUUAUCAAAUAUAAAGAUGAUAUAAUUUUUAUAAGA